Anopheles funestus (African malaria mosquito) is the source of this 6620-nucleotide messenger RNA. It is a transcript of the gene VGlut, whose product is annotated as vesicular glutamate transporter 1. The record is from RefSeq and is a predicted model, not a curated record. Gene Ontology annotation, cellular component: synaptic vesicle membrane; excitatory synapse. Gene Ontology annotation, molecular function: neurotransmitter transmembrane transporter activity; L-glutamate transmembrane transporter activity. Lineage: Eukaryota; Metazoa; Arthropoda; Insecta; Diptera; Culicidae. Gene Ontology annotation, biological process: synaptic transmission, glutamatergic; transmembrane transport; regulation of synapse structure or activity. The transcript is spliced from 8 exons. The coding region runs from base 870 to 2657 and encodes 595 amino acids.
GCCGGAAGAUGCCAGACAAGGACGAUCCAGGACCUGGGCCCGAACCAGACGAUUGCUAACCGUCGUCGGGCUAGUGCGGUACCAGUGCGUAGCAGUUCGAACCGGAGUCCGUCGCUGACAGUUCAGUUGGAUGCAAGCAGAUCGGUUGCGCUACUAGCGGACCAUCCUUACCACGGGGUGGGUCGCACAGUUGCCUGGGUGCUACUGUGGUGAGCUGGGGUCCUCCUGGGUCGGUGGACCUGCGGCGGGUCGGGUCCGGUGCGUCCGUGUGUGUGUGUGGGAGGUAAUGUGCGUGCGUCCGUGCGUCGGUGCUGUCGGGGCCGUUGACCGUGUGCAGUUCCUGGUGCAGUGACAGGCCACCGUCCUGAGUGUAACUCACAAACCAAUAAUGCUGUAUCGCGGGUGAAAGCAAAGCAAAAGAUGGAAUUCAAUGCAGUUCUAGGUUGUCUGUGCAUUCGAUCCCGCUGGUCCGUGAGUUCCCGUACGUGCGUAGGUGUGUAGUUGUGGUCAUUGUGGUUGUGGUUUUGGGGCAGCUUUUGGUGGCAAAAGUGCGAGAAGCAGUAUAUGUACUGCUAUUUGCGCUAUCCACUCCUGUGCUACGAUCGUCAAACAAACAAUCCUAACAGAUGAGCCUGAACAAGCUGAUUUGCAUCAUAUUCGGAUAUCCUUCGAGAUCAUGAAACAGGCUACCACAGCUCACUAGAACCACGCGGCGAACGUAUCGCUCGUUAUCAACAUCAUUGUUCAGCACACAUUAGCAGUACAUUAGACGAGAAGAAAUACAAAAAAACUGCUUCGGUUUUAGGCCUUACAUCAUCCGGUAAUCACCACCUGAGCGGCUAGCCUCAGUUACUUAGCAACAGCACACAAUGCCGGGCUUUGCAGAUCUCAAGGACCGGGCGUCCAACGUUUUCGGUGGUGUUGGGUUCGAAAAGUUCGAAAUGCCCAAACAAGGCUACGACCAGAUGGAUGGGGCGGCUGUCGGUGGCGCCUACCAGACGGACACCGGUGGCAACGACUCACCGAUGUCGUUCGAGGAAAUUGAGCGGCCACCGUUGCGCCACGUCGACAAGUACGUCCGGGCGGAGUGCCCGUGCAUCAAGACGACCCGCUACACGAUCUCGCUGAUGACCUGCCUAGGCUUUAUCAUUUCGUUUGGCAUGCGCUGUAACAUGGGCAUGGCCAAGCUGCAGUUCGAGAACGGGUCGGUGAAAUACAACUGGACUGUAGCGAUGGAGAGUGCCGUCGAUUCGUCCUUCUUCUGGGGCUACCUAGUGACGCAAGUACCCGGCGGGUUCCUUGCAUCGAUGUUCCCGGCAAAUCGCAUCUUCGGUACGGCCAUCGCUAUCUCGGCCUUUCUAAAUCUGCUCGUCCCGGGCGCCAUGAUGCUUCAUCCGACCGUUGUGAUUCUGGUGCGUGUCCUGCAGGGUCUGGUAGAGGGUGUAACGUAUCCCGCCUGCCACGGUAUCUGGCGCUUCUGGGCACCACCGCUCGAACGUUCCCGGCUGGCAACGAUGGCAUUCAGCGGUUCGUAUGCAGGUGUCGUGAUAGGUAUGCCAAUGUCCGGCAUUCUAACCGGUUCGAUCAGUUGGCACGCCCCAUUCUACUUCUACGGUGUGAUGGGUCUCAUAUGGUACUGCUUUUGGUUGUGGUUAUCGUUCGAGAAACCACGCCAACAUCCAACCAUCUCCGUGAAGGAGCUAAAGUACAUCGAAAAGUCACUCGGCGAAUCGGUACAGCUGCCGAUGCCAACCAUAGCAACGACACCGUGGCGUCACUUCCUGACGUCGAUGCCCGUCUAUGCGAUCAUUGUGGCAAACUUUUGCCGGUCGUGGAACUUCUACCUGUUGGUACUGUACCAGAGUGCCUACCUGAAGCACUCGUUCAACUUCCGGAUUGAGGAGACUGGAAUACUGGGAGCACUUCCACAUCUGUUGAUGACGAUCAUCGUACCAUUCGGUGGUAUGUUGGCGGAUCACAUCCGAAAGUCCGGUAUCCUGUCAACCACCAACGUGCGGAAGCUGUUCAACUGUGGCGGGUUCGGUCUGGAGGGUCUCUUUUUCUUGGUCGUAGCACAUGCCACCAGUUCUAUGGGUGCAGUGACGGCCUUAACGUUGGGAGUUGCCUUCAGCGGGUUCGCCAUAUCCGGUUACAACGUCAAUCAUCUGGACAUUGCACCACGCUACGCCAGUAUUCUGAUGGGAAUGUCCAACGGCAUCGGUACGAUAGCGGGCCUGAUCUGUCCUAUCGCGAUAGACCACCUUACACGGGGGCAGCCUAAAUCAUGUUGGUCAACUGUGUUCACGAUAGCAGCCACGGUACAUUUGGUAGGCAUUACAUUUUACGCCAUUUUUGCAUCGGGUGAGCUACAACCAUGGGCUGAACCGACGGUAGAAGAGCAACGUGCCUGGGAUCCGGUUGGUUCCGGGUACGAGAAGGAAACCACCUUCAAUGACGCCGGUGACGGUGGUACGGCCGGUGGUAUAAUGGACCCAAUGGCACAGAUUAACGCCACCAAGACGGUAUCGUACGGUGCGGUCCAGCAGCACGUUGCCAACAAUCCGUUCGCCUAUCCGAACGCGAUCAGCGAGGAACCGGUGCAACCGGAAGCGAGGGACACAUACUUACACGGAAAUCCCACUGAGCGUACCUAUUGACCUGCUCGCAUGAAAAAAACCGUAACCUUUAGCAUGAAUUAGAACGCUAUCAAAUAAUGUUCGAACAUAUAUGUUUAUCAUUUACCGUUUAUGGCAAAAGUGCGAUGCGUUACCGUGCGUUACAAUGUGCACUGUAGCCAGUAGCGUAACGUAUGGAAGCGGGAAGAAAAAAGAUGAAAAUGAGAAAGCCAAGCGAGCAAAAGUGAAAUACAAAAUAAAAACUUAACCCUGCUUAAGCAAUUACAAACACUAGAUAGUAACUAACAAAAGAUAGCUAAACAUAGCAAAGAUGCACAUUGUAUUUACAAAAUCGACGAGUGUACAUACACACACCAAAAACUGACAUAUUAUUAUAUACAUACGCCGUACGCCAUAAUAAUAUAAACGUAUAAAAAAAUUAAAUAGAAACAAACAAAAAAAAACACUAUCGACUGCCGAGGAGAACUAAACGAUGCAACAGGAAAGUGAAAAAUUGUUAAAGGCAACGCACUGAUUUAUUGUUUGCUUGAGAUGGAAAUGAAAUGAUCGAUGAUGGUAUUGCAUCGCAUCUGCAGGCUUGCAUUCGGAAGCGAAGAUCCUCGCUGGACGAAGGAGCAGUACGGUGUGAUGGAGUUAGAAAGCAACAAUCAAAGUUAGAAGUACGAGAUUAGCCACAACUAAAUGAACAUAAUCCACCACCAUUCCUACCCGAACAAAUAUUUGUCUUCAGCUGGUCCGGCAAACAAUCUGUCUGUCUAUAGAAACAAAUAAUAUAUAAAACAAAACAAAAAAACCAAUUGUCAAUUGCGAACGAGUGUCCCAGCACACAAGUACACGUAAACUAUCUGGCAAAAGUAAAAUUUAUUAAACGAUGGUUGAAAGUUGAAUGAACCGCUAAUGAGUUUCGUUAGCGAUGCGAUCAUCGCGUAACGCGUUGAAUCCUUUCCCCCCCCGGGGGAGUUGCGUGCGCAAAUGGCAAUGUACUUACUUCUGUAGCUAAUCGUGUAAUUAUGUAACUUAUCUUUUUUUUCAGUUUACGAGGAAGAGAAGAGUUAAAUUUGAGGUGUCAACUCACUCUCAAAGGCUGUGGCGACAAUAAUAAAACGGAAUGGGCGUAAUACCCAACCGGAUCCGUAGGUUAAGAUGAUUAAGGCUUUUGUGCAGGUCUAGGCACUAGGUUUUUAGUUGUUUAACUGGAUAUUUUAACGACACGCGAAGAUGGUAGUAAACUGUAUUAUAAAAUGGGCAGCUGCAACUAAGCGUACUAAAGCGGUCGUGUUGUAUAAAUUGAUUCCUGAGUUUUUAGAUCGGUAAGCUUCAAUACGUUCUGAUAAGCUGAUCGUACUGCGAAUGUGACAGUGAAACAAUAAUAAACAACGCUAGAUUUUAAGGUAACCUUCCCCAAAAAAAAACAUACACUGUAGUGUUAAGACGUUCAGUGAUAUAGUGAAUUAUAUACAGCUCAUCAACAAAAGUUUAAAUCGUUGCAAUACGAAGUGAAACCUAAGUAGUAGCCACGUUGCACGUUGUAACCCACUCCGAUUGGCGGGAAACGAUUGCCUGGAGGUUUGUCGUUGUACACUAAGCUAAUCGGCACACGCAAAAUUGAUCGACAUGAAGUUGGGAAGAGAUUGGAAUUCAAACAAAAAAAAAACAGCGCAAAAACUUAACCUCACAUUACGAUCCUUUGCCGCACGCGUUUCGGGUUAGGACCGACGGUUCAGACGGUGGCGUCGUUAAUGUAACAGACAACCUGACCAUACCUGGGCGAAGAUUGUAAAUAUCUAGCGAAAGCGAACUUUGACGGGGCGGUCGUCCAUCCAUCACCAUCUGCUUGUUGGUUGCGAACCGGCCCCACCUCGGGGGAGUUUUAGAAUCAUCCAACAACACGGGUAAUUAUAAUGCUAGUUGGAAAAGUUCGGUAUGUUGAUGUUGAUGUAAUACAAGCAUAAUUUCGAACGAACAUUACAACACUUUGAGCAAACAAAAAAAAAAACAAAUGUCUCUUUACGGAAACGUGACCCCUAUACGCGAUCAAUUGAAAUUUUAGUGACAGUAGGUAGGCCUUAGUUCCCUCGUUCUGUAACCCACGCUAGAUCGAUCGUACGAUCAAUGCUGUAAUCUAUUGUAACUGUCUCCUAUUAUAGCCCAUACCUCAUGGUUUCGUUUGUUCCUUUUCACCCUUUCCUCACGUCCUCACACACACACACAUCCCCUUCAAACACUUCGGCAGCAUAAAAAGCGGCUGCUAGUGCCACUGUACAUGAUCUCAGUUACCCUAUCGCUAUUUGACCAACAGAAACUGUAACAUAAAUCUACCCCGUUAUCAUGGAGAUCAUUGUAAAAGAAGUCACACUCUCACACUGUUUCACUCUCACUCACUCUCUCUCUCUCCAUCGUCCUCCACCUGGCGCAGAGCUGGUGGAACAUUGUAGUAGUGUAGGCCGUAAUAUAAAGAGCAUCAACACAGUAUCCUUGCUGCAGGCGGGAACCGUUGUAUGCCGAACGCAUAUUAUCAGGAUGACAAUCAGCUGUUGUUGCAUCCUCCCUUUUCUGGUAGUGUAUCCUUCCCAAAACGUAGUGCGAAGUUGAAGUUGUAGGACAUGGGCUCGCAUCAGUGCUCUGAACAGCGUUCAUAGCUAUGAUUAAGCAGAUAGGCCGUAGUUGUGUACACAUAAAGAGGAAACAGAGAAAACAAACGCUUCUUCAAGCGAAACACUAUACAGAUAUUGUUGAGACUCAUAUUAUAAAUGUACGGUUCGUUUGAUCGUUAUGUUGAACUCCAUUUCUUUACUGUUUUUUCAAUCACGGAUGUCGUUCUAGCUGUUGUUGUUAAUUGAAAUAUAUAUAUAAACGUAUAUGGAACUAUAGUUCCAGCAAAAAAAAAACAAAUAAAAGGAUAUUAAAGUGACAGGUCGGAAUGGAAUGAAGAGGCAAAAGAGCUGUUUCCGGCUCGCCAAACCAUUCCAUUCGCUGUCGGAUAUCCCAAAUGGUAAUAUUAUUACCAACACAACAAUACAAGAAUAUUACGCAAAACAUCAUCGCAAAAAAAAACAACCGAACCGUGGUUCGGAUAGUUGUAAUUUCGUUGUUCCCGGUGUAGCAGCAUAGCAGCAUUGUACUUUAAUAAUAUAGAUAACGAAUGGUCGGCAUCCUGCCAACCACACAGUGGGAUUCUGUGCCACACUAUAUAAAUAUAGCUGUAAACGUUGAAUAGUAAAUAUCUGCGAGGCGUGCUAGAAAGCCAAAGCAACAAAAAAAAGAAACCUGUACAUUGCAUAUAUACAAAACAUUAAACUAUACUUAAAACGUAUACAAAUUCGGUGCAAAUGGGAAAGGCACACAUUAGGCGGAUUAAAGAAAAAAACCAAAAGGAGUAACCGACCUAUCUGGCAUGUAUGUGGGCAUCUGUCUUUCCCUGUCUCAUGCUCCCAUGGGGGAAAAAAAGUUGACAAAAGGUAACGAAUAUCCCAAACGGAGAAGAGAUCAAGAGCCCCGAAAGGUAAUCAGUAAAAUCGUCUCGCUGUUAUAAUCGCAUCAUAAUCAAUCAUCGUAACUAAACGCUGAACGAAGGUGAAAUAGUAGGUGGCUAGGUGGUAAGGAAACCUAAUGAUGAGCGCAUCAGGAAAGGAUCAAAAGGUAGAAGGGAAAGGAAUUGAAGAAAGCUACCAACAACAGUAAAAAAACCCACUCGUUCGAAAGCACACAAAGACAACAAGAAAAAUAAAGAUUAUGACAUUUACUAGUUAAGUAUUCCUUAUUGGCAAUAGCGUGUUAGCGAAGUGUAUGAAACUUACCACCUAACUAAUCGAGUGAAAACGACAAACUAACAAAAAUUGGAACCACAGCACGCCGGUGAUGGUGGACGAGUUUGAACGAACGACCGGUGGAGACUCCAUCGUCUCUCACACACAUACACUCGCCACAAACCAAAUCCAAAUAAAAGUGCGUAUAUUUAAACUGUUGAAAUGAAUCAACCCCGAA